Messenger RNA from Plasmopara halstedii, 6267 nucleotides. Its product is annotated as Projectin/twitchin and related proteins. NCBI's taxonomy places the organism in Eukaryota, Oomycota, Peronosporomycetes, Peronosporales, Peronosporaceae. Bases 1 to 6267 code for a protein of 2088 amino acids. The transcript has 2 exons. Gene Ontology annotation, molecular function: protein binding. The record is from RefSeq and is a predicted model, not a curated record.
AUGCCAUUGAUGGCGUGGUCGGACAAAGACCGAGGCAUCUUGGGCACGGCCCUUCAAAUGCACGUGGACUGGCACGUUAUCCACUGGACGAAGACUGCGGGGACGGUGCCUGGUGCAGUUUGCGAGACAGACACGUUGACCGACGGCAACGUUAUAAGCGGGUCUUUUUCAAUCGAAGGAAUUCCACCAAUUCCAUUUGAUGCCGAUGCCCAAGUAGUUCAAAAUGCGCUUGAGGCUGUGGCUUGGAUUGGUACAGUGCAAGUGAGGCGAUCACCAGCAUCUCCACAGCGGGGGUUCACUUGGACCAUUACAUUUGUCGACUACCGUGGUGAUGCACCUCUUCUACUUGUCACCAAUUUAUUGUCAGGUACUAGUAACCACGUUAUGGUUCGAGAAAUAAUUAAAGGAAGUACAAUAGGUGGCACUUUUUCUCUCUCGUAUCAAAACAAAGUGACGACUGCAAUUAAUUGUGAUGCCCUCGCAAUGGCUGCAAUUCUGCCAGACGGUUCGUCGGUGCAGGAAAAGCUCCAAGCUAUAGAUGGCGUAGGUCAGGUUGAUGUGGAGCGCUCUGGACCCACUUCGGAAGGUGGAUACACGUGGUUAGUCACUUUUCUCGAUGACGUUCUGAAUUCUGGCGAUUUACCGCUUUUGCAGUCGAAUUCAAGUGCAUUGACAGGCGAAAAUGCUUUGGUUUUCACUCGUGAGGUCACAAAAGGUUCGAAAGCUUUGGGGAACCAGUUGUGGCUUUCCUUUGAUCCACCCUUAACUGAUUAUGGUAGUGCCAUUACAAAGUAUCAAGUGCGGUGGGAUACAUCCGACCAGUUUCUUACAGACCCUACAGAAAUCGUUAUUUUAGACCCUGAGACGAUAUAUCGCUCACAGCGCAUCACAGUGAGCGCCCCCAGCUUUGCAUGGUCUAACAAUAGGAUCCAAAGUACAGUUCAUGAGGUGCAAAAGGUGACAAUUCUUUCGAUGGGUACAUUUACGCUGUCAUUUCGCGGACUUACUUCUGAUCCGCUAACGACUGUCGCGGCCGGCGCUGGUGGAGCCACUACUGUUGCGAUUUUUAAGACGACACUGGAAGCUCUUGACAGUAUUGGGACUGUUGUCGUGUCUUCUGUCAGAAGCAUGUUGGAAGUGGGGGCCGAAGUACUCAUCACUUUCACAACGCAACCUGGAGAUCUUCCGUUACUAAAGUCGACUCCGCCAUCAGUAGCAUCAGUGGUAGAAACCCAGACUGGCAUUACUAAUUUUCGCAAAGAAGUGAUCAUAUUCUCCUGUACUGCGAGUGUAGGAACAGUACGCUUCAGCUCUAACGGAAAGCAUGCAGAUGUUGGGUUUAAUGCGGCAUUGGGUGAUGUCGAGACAUAUUUGUUAUCCCUUUUUGAUGUCGAAGCUGGAAAUAUCAGGGUGUCAAGUGUAACGCAGACGGUGUUGUGUAAGUCUGCAACACCGAGUGAUAUCAAGAUUGUGUUUGAUCAAGUUUAUACAAAUGCUGCUCUGACCAUAACUAGAGGAAUUGACAAUGGAGCUGAUGCUGUGGUCGUGGUAAAUACGGAUGCCUCAAUUAACGGUAUCUACAAUCAUGAUCCCACUCUCAGCAUGAGUGGGACCUUUCAAAUCGGAUAUCAAGAUUCUUACACUCGACCACUAAAUGCCGUGUCUAGCGCAGAUCAAGUACGGUAUGCUUUGGAAGUUCUCGGGACGAUUAAUACUGUUGGUGUUACGCGCGAAUUAUCGUAUCAACCAUUGCCUGGUAAAGUUGACGUGACGCAUGGUGAAUUUUAUGUGACCUGCAGCGCAGGUGAGACGUGUCAGUUCUAUUCAGCUGCAUAUGGACUACCAGGGUAUAUGAUUCGUAUAGGAGGAAACUGGUAUACUAUUCAGGUAGACACGAGCUCACCAGGACUGCACAAGACACGGUUGUAUCUCGGAGACGCUCAGGGGCGAACAAUUGGAUAUCUUGGAUCAACAGACACUGCGGUUACCGUAUAUGAGUGGACAAAAGGAUACGUUUGGACUGUAGAUAUGCUGAGUGUCGUGUCCCCUUUGGAUUAUAUGUACGCAAAGGUACCAAAGCUACAUCCUUCUGAUGCUUCUGUGCAAGUCACUGGAAAACGCUGCGACAAAUGCUACUAUCUUCCUACGCAGACGUCCAAGAAGCUUAUCAGCGGGCAACCGUACUAUAUUGAAGUUUAUGCGUACAACAGCAAUGGCAAAGGCCGCGCACCGGCGAGUCCAACUAUGGCAACACCUAAUCGAGUCCCUGACGCUCCUUCAAAUGUCGAUCUAGUUGUGACGUCAGGGCAGCAAAUUGAAGUUUUCUUCUCUCCUCCGCGUUUAGUUUCGACUAGUAUGAGUUCAAAGUUUAACGAAGAUAUAUCAUCAUACAUCGUUCAAUGGGAUCUCGAUGGCACGUUCAAGCACGGAUUACCAGUCUGUACUGGAUGUGCAAAAGCAUUGAACGGUGUUCUUCUGACUGUCACUAUUUUGCUAGGUAAUAUACUUGAUUCUAGUUCCAAGAUCUCAAUUUUGGAACUAGGCUGUGUUUUAGAGGUAGCAAAUGUCAUGAGCUCGACGGUCGUCCAAGUGAUCGGAGGACAUCGCUGUGAAAAUUUCCACUCACGCUCAUACUCCCUUUCGCACUACCAGUUUCCACCGGCGAUUGUCUCUGGUGCUCUCAUUCAGACAUCACCGCCGUAUCGAUAUUUAAUCUCAAAUCUCGCUAUCGGCGUCAAGUACUUUGUGCGCGUCGCAGCUGUGAAUUCCGUUCCAAUUCAAAAGAUUGCACUAAGUGGCGUUCCUCAUAACAAUCGUCUAUGGAGUUUGCCACUGUGUGUUGUAACAAAAGACCGUGCACCAGAUGCGCCAGUUUCUGUUGUAUUGUAUCCAUUCUCUGGUACAAUUCUCCAGUUGCACAUCCAGCCUUCACAACGCGAUGGAAAAGGAUCGGGUGGCUCUGCAAUAACGUCGUUCUGGAUUGAUAUUGACACUGUGUCGACAUUUGAUUCCGCUGCAAAGAAUGAUCCGAUUGAGAUUCUUACGACCAGUGGUUUGAUUCCCGAGCUUUACGUUAACGGACCGCGUGUCUACUCACUUACGGACCUUACGACAGGGACGCGAUACUUUGCGCAGGUCAAAGCCAAAAACUCGAUCGGCUACAGUCGAGCUACCUUCGCGCCGGUUCCUGUUGCUCCAAAACGCCAUCCCGAUGCACCGGUGAAUACUCAGGUAACAACGCUCAUUACAUCUUCAAGUCUGAUUGAUUCAGCGACGGUAAUUUGGCACAAGCCACCUCUCAAUGGCGGUCUUGGACUAACGAAUUACAAAAUUGAAUGGUGGCGUGCAUUAGCAAGACCAGAGGUUCAAGUGGUGGAGCUUACAUGGGUCAUGCGACCCACAGCUGCAUCCUUUGCGCUCUCGUUUCGUGGAGGAAAAUCCGAGUUUUUGGAUAGUGACGUGACUGCAGAGAAUUUUCGAAGCGCACUUAUGAACCUCGCCUCUGGUGCGUUGUUACCGAUAUCUUACGUAGACGUUUCGCGCAAUACUAUCAAUAAUAAUCUCGGAUAUCACUGGAUCGUUACGUUUGCAAACACUGACGUGAAUGGUGGAGAUCAGCCUAUGCUUCAGUUGGAGAUUGGCAAUGUCGUGGGUGGCGCCGGCGUGACAGGGCGAGUAUUUGAACUAACGUCUGGAAUUACUGUCCCAUCUGUAACAACGUUCCCGGGAAAGGCCGAGGUACAAGUAUUAGUGACAUACCACCCCACAGCAACUGUAGAAGGGUACUUCCGACUUGGAUAUAAGGGUUCAGCAUGGACGGCAUUUUUGCCAGCGCGUAGUAGCGCCAUGAAUGUGAAGAUUGCGCUUGAGGGAUUAAGUACAGUUGGCGUAGUGAGUGUACGUCUCGAGUCCAUGGAAGCGGCAGGUCAGGCAUUCACGCUUGGCCAAGUGUGGACAAUUACCUACCUAUCGAUCGUGGGAAAUUUGCCUCCAUUAGUUGUAGAAUCUUCGAAAGUUACACCAGCUGACGCAUUUAUUGGAGUCAAAGACGGCGACAAUGCAGUGGAUAGUAGCGGAAUGCUCUGUUUACCGGGUAGCAACAUUGUGUCGUGUCCUGGAUCGUGGCCUCCCGCUCUUGGAGCCCUGAAACAGCAAGUUUCACCCUUUCGCUCUAUUGUCGAACUCGCAUCCUCUGGUGAAAUAGCAGUAGACUACGCUUUCUACGAGACGUCGAGCGCCGCUACUUUAACGUACACAAUACCAAACCUGAUACCCGGUCAAGCAUAUCACAUCGCUGUGACUGCUAAGAACGCGCUUGGACUAGGAAUGCGAUCCCAAGUUUCUUUUUCGCCUGUAACCCCCCCUCUUCAGUUGCCAGGUCCACCGACAAACAUUUCUGUCGAGGUUAAUCCAGGCGUCGCGACGCAACUCCUUGUGACGUGGGCGCCACCAAUCAGCGAUGGAGGUAACGCGGUGCGUAUGUACCGAAUUGAGUAUGAUCCGUCUCCAAUGUUUAUCAAUAGAGGUCAGCAGGAUGUUUGGUGUCCGAAUGCACCAACGCACGCCGUCUGGCGAGUCCAAACUGUUCGCACGAGUCCAGCUGCUUCUACAUCGACAAUUGCUUCUGGCUACUUUCAUUUAGAGCUCACCCAUCUGAACACCAUCAGUAUCUCUGAGCCAAUUCCUUGGAAUGCAGCGGCCACAGCACGCGACGAAGUCGGAUCGAGCAUUGUUGCCAACUCAAGAGUUUUUUGUACCGUAAAAAGUCCAACAUGCCCCAGUAUGACUACUUUUCCAUUCGGGCGUCGACAACUGUCAGGCUCCAUGCAGUCGAAGCUCCAUUAUUUCAAUAGUAUUACAAACGGAGUCGAUGUCCAGCGAACAACACAAUCGGUAGAUGGAGGGUACACGUGGUCCAUCACAUUUUUAGAUCCUGGUGACAGUUUUGCGCUUGCUGCAACAAAUGUCAAGCUAACGUGUGCAGAUCCGACCUUGUGCUUGACUGCGACGUAUGAUGUGGUGGUCACGAAAGUACGAGCCGGCGUUAUGCCGUUAGAUUGUGUCGGUAGUCACAAUGUGCCAUCGAUUGGUGCGCUCAACAAAGGACAGCUUUACUAUGUUCGUAUAUCGGCUUACAAUGAAGUUGGCUUUGGAAAGCCUGGUUUUGCUUCAAACCCACAGAAACCUAUGGUUGUUCCUGGUCCUCCUACUACUGUGAUACUCGCAGUUUAUUCAUUGUCACAGCUUGUGCUUCUCUUCAGUCCACCAGACGACAAUGGCGGUGAUGCUAUCGCAGCGUACGAAAUUCAGUGGGCUGUCGAUAGCGCGUUUACAAUCAAAAAUACAUUAGUUGUGACGAUCGUGAAAGGUAUGAGUGCGCCGUAUCGUCGCGUUGUAUCUUCGUUGGUUAAAGGUACUCCUUAUUUCUUCCGUAUCCGAGCUCGAAAUUCGCUAGGGUACGGGCCAUUUCAGCAGUCUUCACCGACAAAAUUGCAGCCAUACGAGACUCCUAGUGCACCGACACAAGUGGCGUUGGGUGUCACUAGUGCUACGAUGCUAACUGUAUCCUGGGCGCCUCCGAGUGACGAUGGAGGUGAUACUAUCUCGGCUUACACAGUUCAGUGGGAUAUUACAGCUGGCUUUGACUCGCUUUCCUUGACAAUUGAUACGACGGUCACUAUAAAUGACCCAACACAGCGAUCGUACACUCUUACAGGACUCAGACCACAAAUGCUUUAUUACGUCCGGGUUUUUGCAAAAAAUCGUGGUGGUCAGGGAACCCCCCAGACUUCGACACCCUCCUCACUUGUGCCAGCGGUAACGUACCCAGGCAAACCCAAUACGCUUACUGUUGCACCUACUUCGGUCCCAGGCGAGCUACGUGUUAAGUGGUUAGCCCCCGUGAUUCCGUAUCAUGGUUACCCUUGUGCUGGCACACUCCAAACACCAGCAAGUUGUCCUGUCAUAGGUGCAAUUAAUAUGGCUUACGGUGGGGUAGACCUUGAGCAGUACCUUAUACAAUACUCAGAAAUGACCGAUUUCUCAACCCCAAUCGAGACCACAACGUCAUCCUCAGUCAGGGAGGUACUGCUUUCGGGACUAGUUUCGGGAAAAAUUUACUAUGUGCAAGUGCUGGCGCAGAAUUUUCUAGGCCGAGGUUACUUUUGCAAGCGAACAAAUACUCAAAGUCUGCUUUGUCCGGACCAUCAAGUCUUGCAAGACGGUACAGUCGUCACAGGAAGCUAUGUCUAUGCGGCACCGCUGUAA